Molecule: messenger RNA, 3702 nt
Organism: Solanum dulcamara
Lineage: Eukaryota; Viridiplantae; Streptophyta; Magnoliopsida; Solanales; Solanaceae
Product: probable LRR receptor-like serine/threonine-protein kinase At3g47570
Exons: 2
Coding region: 128-3520 (1130 amino acids)
Biological process (GO): protein phosphorylation; hormone-mediated signaling pathway
Cellular component (GO): plasma membrane
Molecular function (GO): protein binding; ATP binding; protein kinase activity
Source: RefSeq, a predicted model, not a curated record
GCCUUGUGUUUGACUAAUAUGAUUGUACGACAUAGAAACCGUAGCCAAUUAGAGGAAGAAUAAUAUUCUACACCAAGGAUAUUGCUAUAUAAUGGUGUAACUUUGGCAACAAAACAAACAAAAACAUAUGGAGAAGCACAAAUUCUUAUUGAUUCUUCUCUUUCUACUUCAAUAUUUCUCUGUUUUUGUAUCAGCUGCACCCUCAAAUGAGACGGACCAAGAAGCUCUACUAGCUUUCCAAAAUCUUAUCAUAAGUCCCAAUCAAUUUUUGGCCCAUAAUUGGACCAAGAAUGCGUCUUUUUGCUCUUGGUUCGGUGUCACGUGCAGUUCAAAAAGGGAAAGGGUUGUGGCCUUGACUCUUCCUAAUAUGCAACUCCAAGGCACAAUUUCCCCGUCUUUGGCCAAUCUGUCCUUUCUCAGUGUUCUCAAACUCGAGAACAACUUAUUCCAUGGUGGCAUCCCUUAUGGACUUGGACAAUUGCCUCGCUUACGUGUGAUUGAUGUUAAAAACAAUCAACAAGAAGGAAGUAUUCCAACAAGUCUAUUUCAACACCGAAGAGUUGAAGUAAUUUCAUUGUCUUUCAAUAAGCUCAGUGGUGAAAUGUGGAAAGGGCCAUGGUAUGUACCCGAACUUAGGGUCUUAAAUCUCAGAAACAAUAGCCUCACGGGUAUAAUCCCUCCUUAUAUUGGAAAUGCCACAAAAUUGAUGAACUUCAGUUUGUCUGGGAAUAGAAUCAAUGGUAACAUUCCAAAUGAAAUUGGUAAUCUAAGCCAACUUGCAUUGUUGUCCUUAUUUGAUAAUCAAUUAACAGGUUCAAUUCCUAGAUCACUGUUUAAUAUCUCAUCAUUAGUGUCCAUAACUCUGGCAAUGAAUAGCCUUUCUGGUCCUCUCUUGCUUGAUGAAGGAAUUUUUUUAUCAAAUCUGAAGGGUUUAAGUAUAUCUUUCAACCAAAUUUCUGGUUGCAUUCCUUCCAACAUCUGUCAACUCAUACAACUUAAAAUACUGUCCAUUAGUUCCAACAACAUAACUGGAGAAAUACCCAUAAAUAUUGGUUGUUUAUCGAAGCUCGAGAACUUUUAUAUAGGUAAGAAUCCAAUAACAGGGACUAUUCCCACUUCAUUGGGAAAUAUUUCCACUCUACAAAAUCUUUACUGUGAAAGAAAUAGCUUGGAGGGGCCAAUUCCUCCAGAAUUGGGGAAACUAUCAAAUUUGAUAGAAUUAGAUUUUGAAUUAAAUUAUAAUCUUAUAGGUCAGAUUCCAGAGGAUAUUUUUAAUAUAUCUUCUUUGAAAUACAUUGCAUUAACUUCGAACAAACUCUCGGGAAGAAUUCCAACCUCUACUGGUCUUCAUCUUCCGAACCUCUUAGAACUUCACUUGUCAGGCAAUGAGCUCGAAGGGGAAAUUCCUCCGCACAUCACAAAUGCUUCCAAGCUUGAAGCUUUGGGGCUAGCAAGCAACUUCUUCAGUGGCAGUAUUCCAACUAAUUGGGGAAAUCUUCGUGAUCUAUGGCUUCUUUUCCUACAUGAUAAUCAGCUUACCAGUGAACAUGAGUUGCCAUUCUUCCAAUCUUUGACAGACUGUAGGAUGUUGCAAUCUUUAGAUGUGGGUUACAAUCCGUUGAACAGCGUUCUGCCUAAUUCAAUUGGGAAUCUUUCAUCUACUAUUGAAUUAUUUGACAUAAGCGAUGCUCAUAUCAAUGGCCUCAUCCCCACAAGUAUAGGCAACAUGAGCGGUCUUACAACCUUAGUCUUUCAAGCUAAUUUCUUUACAGGAAAUAUUCCUCCUGAGUUUGGUAAACUUAAACAACUCCAAGGGCUGUAUCUAAAUAACAAUAAAUUGCAGGGACAGAUUCCAGAGGCAGUAUGCAGUUUAUCUAAUUUGGAUCGAUUAUAUCUGGAAGGUAAUGAGCUCUUUGGGUUAAUUCCAGCAUGUAUAGGAAAUCUUAGCAUGCUACAACAUCUUUAUUUGGGUUCUAAUAAAUUUUCAUCAAAUUUGCCCUUGAGCCUUUGGAAAAUGAGUGGUCUUCUCAUUCUAAACGUUUCACAAAAUUCUAUAGACGGAGAAGUUCCAUCAGAUAUUGGAGGAAUGAAAGCCAUUUUAGAACUAGAUCUUUCCGGUAACCACUUUUUAGGAAAGAUACCAAACAAUUUGGGGGACCUCCAAAACCUGCAGUCUCUUGACCUAUCGAACAAUUCAUUUUUUGGCCAAAUUCCAUUAUCCUUUGCUAACUUGAUAAGCUUGGAAUUCUUGGAUUUAUCUUCAAAUGCAUUGUCAGGUACUAUUCCUAUGUCAUUGGAAAAACUCCCGUACCUAAAAAGCAUUAAUGUUUCAUUUAAUCAUUUAGAAGGUGAAAUACCGAGUGGUGGUGUAUUUGCGAAUUCCACUGUGCAAUCUUUUCUUAGGAACAGAGGUCUAUGUGGAGUGCACAUAGCGGAGAUUCCUGCUUGUGCUAUCACUAAUCCUGGAAAACAAUCAAAGUCUAAGGAUCUUGUGCUGAAAAUUGUUACUCCAGUGGUUAUUUCAUCAUUUAUGAUAUUCUUGUUGGUCUCAACUUGGAUAAUGAAACGACAGAAGAAAGCAAAGUCUAAAGAUAUUGAAAAGGUACCCGAGAUCAAGACUUAUCAAUUAAUUUCCUAUCAUGAGAUUCGACGAGCAACAAAUAAUUUUGAUGGAUCAAAUUUGAUUGGUGUGGGAGGUUCUGGCUCUGUGUACAAGGGCACAUUAUCUAGUGGAAUUGUGGUUGCAAUAAAGGUUCUGAAUUUGGAAAAUGAGCAAGUAUGCAAGAGGUUUGAUACAGAAUGUGAAGUGAUGAGAAAUGUUAGGCACAGAAAUCUUGUUUCGGUGAUUACUACUUGUUCCAGUGAUCAUAUAAGAGCCUUUGUUCUGCAAUUUAUGCCCAAUGGAAAUCUUGAUAAUUGGUUGUACAGAGAAGAUCGCCACUUGAACCUUCUUCAAAGAAUCAUCGUAAUGCUUGAUGUGGCUUUGGCAAUUGAUUAUCUACACCAUGGUCAUGAUACUCCGAUUGUUCAUUGCGACCUAAAGCCAGCCAAUGUUCUUUUGGAUGAAGAUAUGGUGGCUCAUGUUGGUGAUUUUGGCAUCUCUAAAAUUUUAGCUGUAAGCAAGUCUGUGGCACACACGGAGACAUUGGGCACUCUUGGUUAUAUUGCACCAGAAUACGGCUCGGAGGGAAUAGUGUCUGUUAGUGGUGAUGUUUAUAGCUAUGGCAUCAUGCUAAUGGAGGUUUUGACAAAAAGAAGGCCAACUGAUGAAGAGAUAUUCAAUGAAAAUCUUGGCUUGAGGGAGUGGAUAAGGCGAGCAUUUCCAAGAACUAUGAUGGAAGUCGUGGAUGCCAAUCUUUUUCCUGAGGAAGAACAAAUUACUUCCAAAUGUGAAAUCUGCACAGCCUCCAUGAUAGAAUUGGCUUUAGAUUGCACAAAGGAAACGCCAGAAUCAAGGAUAACCAUGAAAGAUGUAGUCAAGAGGCUUAACAAAAUCAAGAACGCAUUUUUGGAAAUGUAAAAGUUAGCAUCUCUUACGGUGGUGUUCUUUCUUAGCUGCAAGUUAAUAUGUUGCUUUUCAGUUACCUGUUUUCUGAGUCAUGUACUGUUUGUACUUCAUAGUGUUGCAUUUCCCUCAUUUUGUGAUUUCAGAUUUGAGUGGUUUCAGAAUUAAAUGAAGAAAUAUUAUGAAUGUGUAUAGUU